AUGCUCUUUGUACAUAGAGAGUUCGACGACUUUAUUCAUAAAGUGUUCUUUCGAUUUGGAUUGAUUGUACAUAAGUUUCGCUUCGAGUUGUUAGUUGGUUCUCUGCUGUUCACCACAUUUUGUGGAUAUGGCUUCGUAUGGAUUGAAGAACAGACUACAAGGGAUCCACAGUUUGUGUUUUCUCCUCGAAAUGCUCCCUGGAGGUAUGAGCGGAAUGUUUUAUCAGAACAUUGGCCUCUAGACGAGCAGAGCUUUUGGCCGGGUAAAAGUUAUGAUCUCAAUGGCUAUCUAGACAUUAUAGUUGCCGGCAGAGAGCAUCCAAUAUAUGGUAGACCCAAUAUUCUCACUUUAAAAUAUUUGGAUGAGGUUGCUCGUAUUAAUCAGUACAUCAUCCACAACAUCACGGUUCCAGUAGAUAUUGAUGGAAAGCAUUAUGAGGCAGCUUACACUGACUUGUGCAUGACCUAUGAUUGGGCUUGCUAUCUCAAUGACCAUUUAACGAUGUUAAUGCCGAAGGAUCGAUGGGGAAACUUCAGUGGUCCGAUAGCUGAAUUUGCCAGUGAUAUCAUUAAUAAUGAGGUCAACAUCACAUAUCCUAUCGGCUGGAGAGGAUCGGAGCCAAUCUACUUCGGAGCUCUGGUUGGCCAUCCACACCUUGUCGAUCGUGAUGGUCACUUCGAUCACGCUACAGCUCUCCGACUUACCUACAACGUCAGAGAGGAAAAGGUAGGAAAUAUCAGUUAUAUAUGGAGGAAAAAGCUGGCUUCUUGGCUUACCGAUAAACAAAAUCCUCCAUCAGAUCUCGUCGAGUUUGGAGUAACUCACAACGAGUCAUUACCAGAAGGCUUACAAGACGUGGCGGAUACCCUCACUCCGAAAUUUGUUGGAACAUGCACAAUUCUUUUCACAUUCUGCUUCCUUGUGUCCGUUGUGCUUAUCAACCAUGGCAAUGGAUUCAUUGGCAUUGACUGGGUGCGCAGUAAGCCAAUCGUUGCAUGUGCAGGUAUCUGGUGCCCUCUCCUCGCUGUUAUCACUUCGUUUGGGCUACUUCUAUGGCUAGGAGAGCUCUAUAAUGCUAUUGUAAAUGUCUCGCCGUUCCUCGUUUUAUGUAUAGGAAUCGAUGAUCUUUUCGUGAUGUCAGCUGAAUGGCAUCGGACAAAUCCUGAACAUUCGCCGGCUCGACGCAUUGCUGACACACUUUCGGAAGCCGCUGUUGCUAUCACCAUCACUUCUGUGACAGAUAUCAUGACAUUCGGUAUAGGAAUCUUCACAACAUUACCUGGAGUGCGAAUGUUCUGCUUAUAUACAUGCAUACAAGUGACAUUCACAUACAUUUACCAAUUGACUUUUUUCUCGCCUGUACUUGCUUAUGCAGCUGAAAUGGAAAAUGACGGCACUCAUUCUCUUUUGUUCAGAAAGGCCAUGGAGCCAAACGAUGAAACCUCAAGGUGGAAGCUAUUUUUCUUGGCUGGUUCCGUAAGCAGAAAAUCUUUGGAGAGCACGAAAGUCGUACCGCAGACAACCUCACCAGAACUCAAGAAGAAACCAAGUGGAUGGAAAUCAAAACUGAAUAUGGCUAUCAGGAAGAUGGAAACAAAACUUGAACACAACGAGCAGAACGUUAACGUUGUACCACAUGAGGAAACUUUUGUUAAUAAGUUGUUUCGAGAAAUCAUCGGACCAUUUAUAUUGGAACGUAGCACACAGGUUUGUGCUACUCUGCUUUAUCUCGUGUACAUAGUGCUAGCAAUAUUUGGUUGCUUGAACAUGCAAGAAGGUUUAGAUCCAAAGUUUCUUGUUCGCGAAUCUUUCUAUCUUAGCAAUUUUUAUAAACUCAUUGACGAGACCUUUUGGCAAGAAGGUUUGCAAAUGCAAGUGGUUGUGAACCGUCCGCCAGAUCUUUUCAAUUCAACAACCAGAGCAGAUUUCUCCAAAAUGAUGAACGAUUUUGAAAAUACGCACUACACCAUGAAUCACAACGCUACGAUGAUCUGGUUGAAUGCAUAUGAACUGCAUCUUGACAGAGAGAAGAAUGAGUUGAAUAUUGAAAAACCGAAGAGCUCGAAGGAAUGGUAUCACCGUUGUCGAGAUUGGCUUUUAGUAGCAGGUGGGCGGAGACUGUGGGAAAAGGAUAUGGUAUGGGGACAAUCCGAUGAGGAUUUUUACACAUUGAAAGCCUUCCGUUUCCAACUUGGUCUCAGAAAUUAUCGUACACCGACCGACCACACGAAUAGUUGCAAGCUGAUGAGAGAAAUUGCUUCAAGAUAUCCACAAUUCAAUGUCACUACUUUCCACGAGUACUACCCAUUCGCAGAUCAGUAUUUGGAGCUGAAACCAUCCCUCAAACAAAAUUUUACUCUUGGCUUGCUCUCCAUGCUGGCAGUGACCCUCAUCAUGAUACCCGAUAUGAGAGCAGCAUUUGCAGUUGUUGUGUGUAUUGCCAGCAUCAAUACAGGAGUACUGGGUUUCAUGACGUUUUGGGGAGUAAACUUAGACAGUGUUUCAAUGAUUACGGUCAUAAUGUGCAUUGGCUUUGCUGUUGAUCUAUCGGCGCAUAUCGCCUACGCAUACUCUCAAGCUUACGGUACUUCCCAUGAGCGAGCUGUGUUUGCCAUGGAGACGCUGGGAUGGCCAGUAUUUUUGGGUGCCUCUUCUACUAUUCUUGGCAUAAUGGUCUUGACACUCGUUGACUCUUACAUCGUACAAAUUUUCUUCAAAACAGUCUUCUUAGUAGUAUCAUUUUCAAUGCUCCAUGGUCUCUUAUUCCUUCCUGUUCUUCUUAUGAUAAUUAUACCAGAGACAAGAGAGAAAAAGUCGAAUAAUAAGGUACAUGAUAAGCCGAAACCCGUAUUCACCUGCGACAAUCAGCCUGAUUUACGAGAAGAGUUCCCCAAGCCCAUGAAGCAGUGUGUCGGAGCUGCGCCUACUGAAGAUAUGAAAGUCUCAUCAUCUGCUACUAAUCUUGGAGCAGAUGAAUCUGCGAAAGCCAAUGACGUGGAUGUAAUAAUCACUGCUGAAGAACACGAUGGAAAGGUCAUUACACCUGUUAAUCGGUCUUAUUAA
Molecule: messenger RNA, 3063 nt
Organism: Cylicocyclus nassatus
Lineage: Eukaryota; Metazoa; Nematoda; Chromadorea; Rhabditida; Strongylidae
Source: the annotation of a GenBank genome assembly